AACGCACACGAGGGAAGGGGAUCUCUGGGAAGUGGUGCUCAUGGCAACCAACAUAAACACGUUUCUGACAGUAGCUUGCACAAAACGGGGUGCAAAGCCCAAGGAAAGUUGCUGCUAUGGCUUUCUGUGAGGACCAGUACUAUGAAAGAAUUGGAUCUAUUCAACAAAACAUCCACGAAAGGCAAAAGAGAAGACUUGAGUUGGAGAAGGAGUUGUUUGCUUAUUGCAGAUCUGACAAGAGAGUGUUUCAGAUAAAGUGUACAAAACUUCGUGGUUAUCUCAAGGAAAUCUGUGAGAGAGAACAACAAGCAAAAAUGAGAAACCGUGAGCUCUUGAGAGAUGUGGAGUUAAUGGAAAUGAGCAUGAAGGAACUCUACCCUGACAGAAACCCUCUGCGUCAACACAAGGUUGAAUGCUUGAAUAGAAUUUCCAGAUUUAUGGCAACAGGGCAGAAGAUAAAAACGACAGCUCUGGAAACGGACAAGGGAGAUGUUUUACAUGGACCUCAUCAGGGGGAGUCCCUCCCAUCCCAAGACAGAGGCUUAAACCGACCAUCUGCAGUCUCCAUGGGUCCUCAGACCUCCAGAGGCCCCACGACUGAAGACGCCACCAGAAGUGUGCGCUUGCAACGCGCAGGGCGCCAUUCGCCCAGCCAUGGCUCACGCGCCUCGGAGCGCUCCCAAAGGGACGUUUUGAGGGACUCCAAAGUCUCCAGAGAGGUUGUUGCCUGCAGCGGAGCGCGUUUAUCAGAUGACAUUUCGGGCUCAGACGAUUCCCCCGGCGGCAGUAAUUUGAGUGACGAACAUCAAAGGAUGGCGGCAAUGGUUCCAUCUUUUCGCGCCUUAACAGUCAGCGCUUGUGUGCCUUUUGGAGGCGAUGAACAACCACCUACACUUGGAGUGACCUUGACAAGGCCUAAGAUGAAUGGCCCAUUGGCCAGCACCAACAGCCGUAUGUGUGACAGGAAUUCACCUGCAGAAUCCACUCAGGAUAGAGGGCUUUCCCAUCAGCACUGCAUAAAGGAAGAAGCGGGGAGAGUUCUGCAAAGAUCAUCGCCUCAAACUGACUUGGAAAACAAAUCUGAAGAUGUGCCAGAGGAGAAUGAAAGCCUCAGUUUAUCAAGUUCCAGUGUGGAGUUGUCAGCGACGAGCAGUGGUGAUGACCUGUCCAUCUCCCUGGCUGAAGUACCAGAUAAGGUGGUUUACGUGGACUUCCCCACCAGGAGGACCGACAGCCCACCAGGCCCAUUACAGAGGAAUGCAACACCCGAGGAAAGCAUCAGCCGACAUAGUCAAGAACCUCUUGACGAUUCAGAUUCUAUGAACAGACAAGAAUCGAGUAGAGAAUCUACAUCUCCAGAAAUGCCAGCGCAGAGGCUGUCAGUGGAGGGCUUCCUCCAUCUACUGGACAGCAUUGAGGAACGUAUCCACAAAGGAGAAAGAAGUGUGUACUUGGUCUCAUCAGUUGGUGAUGGCAAACUCAAUAAAGCAAUCAGCCUUUGUAAUGCCAGGGCAGGCUUGAAUGGAGAGGACCUUGAUGCGUGUGGAGCAGUCGUCCUUCAUCAGCUUCAGAGGUUGUCAUGGAGCACCUCAAAGGGAUGCCUGUUAACCGAAGAGAUAGUUAGCGCUAACUGGUCCACCAGUGAGCCCAGGAAAAUAAGCUCCAGUGUGGCCCCUGAUGCUGCUCCUCUGUGGGAUCGCUGGUUCAAGCACGCGCUUUUUCUGAAGCACCACCGUGUCCUCACCAACGACCGCCUCGUUCAGCUGUUCACUCCACUGCUUCUGCCGUGCAACGCCUCCUAUUGCGCCAAGGCCAAAGUGCUGCUGAGGACACUUCUGUCCCAGGGGAGUGAGGAGUGCCCCACUGUGGAGAGCGAGACGCCGUCCAGUGUCCUGCCGUCACUCCUUGACGACCGCACUGCAGAGACCCAACCAGCCAGACCUGCUGAGGAGCAGCACACUGCAGGGAUGCAAAGUUGUUAUGGACUACAAAGUGGUGAAGAGGACAGCCAGGACCAAAGUAUUCCUAUUAGAGAGACAAAAGCCUAUCAGCUGCUUAAACAGUCUGCCACACAGCAGAGGCCGGAGGAGAUCUGUGACGAGGAGGAGGAUGAGGAGCUGUCAGGAACAAAUGAUGUCUAUGAAGAGGAUGCUGGGAGGGUUGAGCGCUCCUCUCAUCAAGACCCUUACGCUUGGAGAGAAAAUAAACAAAUCCAAAGCUACUCUGCAGUACAGUCUAAAGCUUUUUGGGGAGAAUCUGACGACAGCAACUCAGAGAUAGAAGCUGCCUUACGUCCUAAGCCCUACAGUACGAACAAUGACGACUCUGAUGAUUUUUAUGACUGACAGGCCUGAGAAAAGGAAUCUCCAUACCGUAUUUUUCCCCAUCUGUAACCCUUAGCUGACUCUUUCCACAUUAUAAAUUCUAUGCAUACUGUACCAUUAAAAAAAUAAUAAUAACCUGAUGCCUCUUUAACUGUGGUUAAAGUGUGUGAAGAGUUUUCAAACACACAGAUGUUAACCUUGUUUCAGUCUCUCCAUCUGAACGACUCUUAGAACUCAUAAUAACAGCUUGAAAUAGAUUAAACUGGUCUUUUAAAGCGAUUUGUUUACACUAGGCUUGAAAUCAUGCAUUCGGAAUGCUGCAGUCCUCUCCGAGUGGAAUGCAUCUACUGUAGUGAUGUGAGUCACCUGUAAAAUGGCAAAGAACAAUGGCCACUCUGGAUGUUACAGAACGACCUGCACACCUGUUGAAGUGGCCCGUCACCCAGAAAGACAGACCUAUGAUGGAAACAUCUGAUCACAAUGUAUGUUUUUUGGAAAUGUUCAGUAAAGCUGAAGUUAUAUACGGCGAACAGCAGGCGUAUGCUUGUUUCCCCUUUUCAUUUCCCUGUGCCUUUUCGUUUUCAAAUGAUAAUGUAGUACAAUCGUGUUUGUGUUUUUGUGUAAAUGCUUUGUGAUCACCUCAUAGCGUGAGUGGACAGACUGUGCUUAUGCUCAUUAUUGUAUUUGAAGAAUAUGCAGUCUUUAUUGGUGUCAAUACGUGUAACUGACGGUGAAUAGUAAUUACACUGCUAAAACGUAGACCGAGCACCACGUAGAACAAUGAGCAAUAUCCAAGACCUUGCUCUCAUCUAGUCACACACUGCUUCAGCCCAUGUGCAUGGGUUUGCUCCACUGCACUCAGUUGUUGCAAAAAUGGACCCGUUAUGCCGUUUAUUUUCAGCAUCUCCGUCAUUUGGCUGAGUGUACCUUUAACAUGCUUGGGAAAUCAUGUGAUCAACACAUCAUCUCCCCAGACUGGCCCUAAACCUACUCUCAAGUUUUAUAAAUAACCCAUUACUUAUUUCUUGUAGGAGGUUGCUUUUUCGAUUCAUAUGAAUGUUAAACUGUAACAUUUGAAACGCCAUGUUAUGUUGUAAUAUUGUAAAAGCCCCUGGCAUUCAGUAUAUUGGUAGGAUUCCAUUAGUCAGCUUUUAGGUGACUUUAUAUGCCUGAACCUUGUAAAGUAGGACUCCACACUCAUUACCAGUAAUGGCUUCAGCCAGCCCUGACCUCGCACAGGAAGGGAAUGUAGCGGAAUCAUUUAGAGUUUGCUAAAAGGCUCCCUAACAUAAUAUCCAUGUUAAGGAGCAUGUCAACAGAUACUCGUGUGUGUGGCAGAUAGAUCUGUGAGAGUGGAGGUGUAUUGUACUAAUACGUAACAACACAAUAAACAUUUUUUAAGAGAA
This is a messenger RNA of Esox lucius (northern pike), 3730 nucleotides long. It is a transcript of the gene kiz, whose product is annotated as kizuna centrosomal protein. Gene Ontology annotation, biological process: spindle organization. The record is from RefSeq and is a predicted model, not a curated record. Lineage: Eukaryota; Metazoa; Chordata; Actinopteri; Esociformes; Esocidae. Bases 117 to 2345 code for a protein of 742 amino acids. The transcript has 15 exons. Gene Ontology annotation, cellular component: centrosome.